GCCCUUCUCAACCUUUCCAUCGCCAGAUCGCAUAUACAAAAGCAGCGUGAAGUCCCCAAUUUCUGUGAUUCAAAGGGUGCACUCGGAGCGCUAUGCGAUUCUGUCGCAUUUUGACGUCACUGUUCCUGUCAAUUGUAGUUGACUGUGUGGUAUCGGCAGGUUCUGCCCACACAACGCCGGAUGGUGUUUGGUCGCCCGAUGUAGCCCUUCGAGGAGUUCAUCCAACCAAGCUCGGGUUAUACACAGCUACAAAAAGCACGCAAUCCUUUCAGUGCCUUGAUAGGUCCAAACGCAUUCCUUUCUCCGCUGUCAACGACGACUAUUGUGAUUGUCAGGACGGAUCUGAUGAGCCUGGAACGUCGGCCUGUAGUAAUGGCACUUUCCACUGCAAGAAUAAGGGGCAUAUUGGAGCAGAUAUUUUGAGUUCACGGGUGAAUGAUGGGGUUUGCGACCCGGAAUGUUGCGAUGGGUCAGAUGAAUAUUUGGGCCUAAUUAAUUGUCCAGACAAGUGUAAGGAAGUUGGGACGGCUUAUAAGAAGCACAUUGAGGAGCAGCGACGCAUCUUGGCCGAGGGAGAGAGGCUGGCUCGAGAAUAUGCUGCAUAUGGUGCUAAACAGCAGACAGACCGAACUACGCAAAUAGCUAAGCUGGAGACGCAGAUCUCGGUACUGGAUGGGCGAAUCAAGAAAUUAGCAGAGAUAAAGGCUGCGGCUGAGGCUUAUGAGGAGAAACGUAAAGCAAAGGGUCAGACCGUUGAAUCAGCUGAGCAGGAGGAAGAGUCAACCCGACUUAAGGGCAAAUGCUGCCCAACGCUCGAGAAGUGUAGGGAAAUGCUGGACGAACAAAUUGGUCAUAAUCUUCUGCUAGACGAAAGAAUCGAGUACCUGCAGGAGGGAGCAUGGAAUCUUGAUAGCGUAGAGGAGGCGACCAGGGAAGACGAUCAUGCCGUUAGUAAUGCUGUCGACGGGUGGGAAGGGUACAAACUGAUGUAUUACUUCUUCGACGAAGAAACUGUUGACGAAGAGCUAGACACUGCUGACGAGCAGCCAGCGAAUGAGAUGCCCAUUACAGGGAACGAUGAUGAACAGCAGCCAAAGCCGAAGCCGAAGCCGGACUGCUGCACGAGACUGAAGAAAUGCAAGCGGGAAGUUGAUGAUGAACAAGAGAAGCAUCUGCACCUCCAGGAUAGGCUGGAGGCACUGCUGAAAGUGUUCUACCAUCUUAAUGAUGUGAAGGUCAAAUCAAAACGAGAUGAUGAAGCGGUUGGGAGGGCUUAUGAGAAGUUCAACGAUUACAGGCUCAUGUUCCGGGGUGAGAAGAUACCUCCCAUGCCCGAUAUUGAAGAAUUGGAUGUGCGGAAAGAAGCUUCGGAAGUACCAAGAACCACGGAAGUACCAAGAACAAAAAAUGCGACAGAAGACUGUAAUCGUCCAGAUGCGCCGCUAGUUAGCUGCUUGCGGCAGAGACUACAAAGCUACAGCAAGUCCCUAUGGAAGCAAAUGUUGGCUUUGGUCCGAACCCCGACAGCAGCAGAGGAAGCCGCAAUGCUACGGGUCGAUCCUAUCAAAGCCAAAGCAAAAUUCAACUUGGCGGAAACCCAGCGUUUCGACCUCCAGGAAAAGCUCAAUCACUUAAAAAAGCUCAAAGAUGUAGACUUCGGACCAGCAGGCGUGUGGGAAAAGCUUUUUGAACAAUGCUUUGAGUAUGAUGCCGCAGAAUAUAAAUAUUACAUCUGUCUUUUGCAGAAGGCGGAACAAAAGCCUAAAAGUGGAACAGCCGGAACCAACCUCGGAACCUUCACGAGAUGGGGACGCCGCGAUGACAAGCUGACCACCGCGGCAAAUCGCUACAAAUAUAUGAUGUACGAGAACGGUGACCAGUGCUGGAAUGGGCCAGCGCGCUCUGUUGAGGUGGCUCUCGAGUGCGGUGCAGAUACGAAGGUUCUUUCGGUCGUCGAAAUGAGCAAGUGUGAAUAUACUGCGCGCCUGCGAUCUCCUGCAGCUUGCGACCUUGCAAUCCCAGAGCAAGAGAUUGAAAAAGAGGCGGCAUCGGCGGCUGCAACACAGUCGACCUCGUCCUCGAACAGAGAUGAACUUUGAAGUAUCACGACAGUAUAUCAUGUACAGUACAACUACCCAUGCUGAACAAGAAGGGGGGAACCCAACAGAUGCCAUUUUAGAAAUUCUGACACAUCACGACAAUCUAUCAUCUGUCCUUUAGUCUGUAGGACGUCUGUCACAGCUCUACUCAUAUCUGCCUUCAUAAUCCGAUGUAAAGGAC
Messenger RNA from Spizellomyces punctatus DAOM BR117, 2280 nucleotides. RefSeq lists its product as uncharacterized. Lineage: Eukaryota; Fungi; Chytridiomycota; Chytridiomycetes; Spizellomycetales; Spizellomycetaceae. The transcript has 9 exons. Gene Ontology annotation, cellular component: glucosidase II complex. The coding region runs from base 93 to 2099 and encodes 668 amino acids. Gene Ontology annotation, biological process: N-glycan processing. The record is from RefSeq and is a predicted model, not a curated record.